Vespa mandarinia (Asian giant hornet) is the source of this 4471-nucleotide messenger RNA. It is a transcript of the gene Src64B, whose product is annotated as Tyrosine-protein kinase Src64B. NCBI's taxonomy places the organism in Eukaryota, Metazoa, Arthropoda, Insecta, Hymenoptera, Vespidae. Gene Ontology annotation, molecular function: ATP binding; protein binding; protein tyrosine kinase activity. Gene Ontology annotation, biological process: protein phosphorylation. The record is from RefSeq and is a predicted model, not a curated record.
GUUGUUGGUAGAGGGGAGAAAGUCGGUAGUAUCGUGCCGGCUGCGCAAGAGCAGCCUGCAAAAGGUAGCUUUUCCAAUAAUGAAGAACCCGUGGUAACUGUCAGUUCGCUCGUGGUACAUUUCGUUGAUUGUUGUGUGUUGCGCACACGCUCGGUGUGCCUGUGCGUGUGUGCGCGCCGUGUGUUGUUUUUAUACGGUGUUUUAGCAGGAAAGACAAGGGUCCGAAACUGACGUAAGAAUAAAGAAAAGAAAAUGUGAUUUGAGAAACACGAGGAAUUAACACGCUUUUGUUCUUUCUCCUGGUUCGCGUUUUCGACCGAAAGAGAAAGAGGAUUUAAUCCAAAAGGAAAACUUUCGUGGUAAACGAAACUACUCGGCUCGUCGCGAUAACAAGGGUACGCACGCACGCACGCACGCACGCACGCACGCACGCACAGGAUGGACAGGUGGAGGAGGAUUAUUUGAAAAGACGAAGAAAUGAAGACAUUUCACGGGAAUCCUGAUGAGAUUCGAAUGUUCUAACGAUUGAGACGGAAGAACGUCAGGAACGUGAAGCAAAAUGGGCAAGUGUUGUAGCAAACGACAGGAGCCUCAACCAAUCGGGUACACGAAAGCAGAAACGGGAUUGAGCUCAAAACAUAGCAAUGGUGGUUCCUUGGACCGAUACACAGCCGAUCCAAACCAGAGAGGCGUACAAGCCAGGGCGGAUAUUAUCCGUCCGAGGCCAACACCUUGUAAGCUACAGAUACAGCAUCAUCCACGUAAAACAAGCUCGCCUGUCGUUACGCCUGCAUCUCACUCCCAACGAGCAAACAAAAUCGUCGUGGCUCUGUACAAUUAUACGGCUCGCGAGAGCACCGAUGUGAGCUUCGUCAAGGGCGACAGAAUGGAAGUUUUGGAUGAUUCCGAGCCGGACUGGUGGAAGGUUUUACACCUGACGACCCUGCAGGAAGGUCUAAUCCCGUGGAAUUUCGUAGCGGUCGAACGUUCCGUCGAAAGCGAAGAUUGGUUCUUCGAGAACGUCUCGCGCAAGGAAGCAGGAAAGUUGUUGCUGGUCGAUGAAAAUCCACGCGGCACAUUUUUGGUAAGACCAAGCGAGCACAAUCCAAGGGGUUACAGUCUGUCGGUAAAGGAUUGGGAAGAGGGCAGGGGUCAUCACGUGAAACACUAUAAGAUCAAACCUUUAGACAAUGGCGGCUUCUUUAUCGCCACGAAUCAGACAUUCCCAACCUUGCCAGCUCUCGUUAUGGCGUACAGCAAAAACGCGUUAGGCCUCUGUCACGUUUUAUCGAAGCCCUGUCCGAAGCCCCAGCCGGACAUGUGGGAUCUCGGGCCAGAAUUGCGUGACAAAUGGGAGAUCAACAGGAACGAGAUACAGCUGAUAAGAAAAUUGGGACACGGUAACUUUGGUGAGGUUUAUUACGGCAAAUGGCGGAACAAAAUCGAAGUGGCGGUGAAGACGCUUCGUCCGGGUACCAUGUCGACUGAGGCAUUCCUUCAAGAAGCCGCGAUAAUGAAACAAUUUCGGCACCGGCAUUUGGUCGCCUUAUACGCGGUCUGCUCGAAAGAGGAACCAAUUUACAUCGUCCAAGAGUACAUGUGUAACGGGAGCCUCUUGGACUUUUUACGUACCGGUGACGGCAAGUAUAUGCAAUUCGAGGACUUGAUUUAUAUCGCUGCCCAGGUUGCCUCCGGCAUGGAACACCUCGAGAGCAAACAGUUGAUACACAGAGAUUUAGCUGCUAGGAACGUUCUCAUAGGCGAGAAGAAUAAAGCGAAGAUUUGCGACUUUGGCCUCGCUAGAGUGAUCGAGGACGACGAAUACUGUCCUAAACAGGGAAGUAGGUUCCCGGUUAAGUGGACCGCUCCCGAAGCCAUCGUUUACGGAAGGUUCAGCAUCAAGAGCGACGUUUGGUCCUAUGGUAUUUUACUAAUGGAGUUAUUCACUUACGGACAAGUUCCUUAUCCCGGUAUGCACGGCCGAGAAGUGAUCGAGCAAGUCGACAAAGGUUACCGUAUGCCCAAACCACUGAACCAUCCGCUGCCGGACAGUAUAUAUCGAUUAAUGUUACAGUGCUGGGACGCCAGUCCCGAGAAACGGCCCACCUUUGAGUUCCUUAAUCAUUAUUUCGAGUCGUUUAACGUCACUAGUGAAAUACCUUAUCUCGAGCCACCGACGGACUGAUACACAGCCCACAUGCAGAGUCACAUGGUGCCGCAUGGUCAUUUUCAUCCAGCGCACAUCAACUGUGCCAUGGAAUUUUACGGUAUUUAUUGCUAAAGAAUAAAACGCAAAAACGGCGAUAACCAAGUGGGAUCGUUAUUGUUGACGAUUACGUCAGAGAAUUUAGAAAAACCAUUAAUCGAAAUCCAUUACUGACGAAGAAAACCAAUGAAAAAAUAGUAAAGACAAAUGUGCGACUUGUUUCUUGACGCAAUAGGUAUGAAUUAUGGCGAUUUUAUAAACACGCGCGACUAUUCUUUACGAUAGAAAUACUCUCUCUCGAUGACGGAAAACCUUGUGUGCCAUGAACUUUAUCAAUCUUAUAGGUAUUAUUUAUCAGGUUAACGCGAAAGGUAAGAACUUUCCGAUAUUCUUCUGACCAAUCGUGAAUAACUGCCGAAAAAUCUUUCGACGUCUUACGUAGGAGGAUAAUGAAGGAAAAAAGUAAAAUGAAAAAAAAAAAAAAAAAAAAGAAAAAAGAUAUAAAGAAGGAAACGACUAUCUAAAAAGUACCAAAUUCAAUUAAGCUUCGUGACCAAUUGUGAAUAACUGCCGGAUUUUUGAAUCUCAUGUGUUAUCCCGACUGAAAUGAAAGAAAGAUAUAAAAUUUGUCUAAUGCGUGUGCGUGUGCGUGUGCGUGCGUGCGUGUGUGUGUGUGUGCGUGGCGUACGCGCGCGCAUUUGUAUGUAUGUGUGUGUAUAUAUAUAUAUAUAUAUAUAUAUAUACACACACACAUCUUAUAUAAAAUCCUGAAUGAAUCGUUGAUUACAAGUUUUCACAAUUUUGAGAAAUAUUAAGUGAACGAUGUUUGAUCGAAAUAUUACUAUUAAUUAAGGUGUGUAGAGCAGUAGCGUUGAUACGAAUUGAAAGGUAGUAUAGAUAGUAUUUAAAAGUCAUAGAUGAUAUAAUCAUAUUUUAGACCGUUAGAUUAUUGUCGAUUACGAAGGGACAAAGAGAGAGAUAACGAUACGUAAUAAUUUUUGUCAUUGAUCUCCGAUCAUAGUCAAGUUUUCCUAAUGAAAAAAUAUCUUUCGACGACACCUUCGAAAAUUAUCGUACGAAUUAAAUAUUCACCAAUUGUUAUAUCGAAUAUCGUCGAAAAUGCACAAAUUAAUGUGUGAAAUGGAACUAGUGACAAAGAGAUUUCGCGAGUAAGGUAUUUGACUGUAUAUUUACAUGGUAAACGUCAUACUUGACUUGAUUCUUUUUUGUUUCUUUUAAGAAAACGCAUAUUAGUUUGUUUCUAUCAAGGGUAUAAGUAUUUAAUUCAGUAUUCGUACGAUUAUUUUUAGCUGUGAUUUUUCCCUAAGUCACGAAAAAUACCAUAAAAACGGGAGACCAGACGGGGUCUGCGAUUAAUCUAUUUUCUUUGCGUUUAACAAAUUACGGAUUAGAACUACAAUAGCUAUUGAUAAAACAAGUUAUGUACGUGCAAGAUUUUUCCUUUAGAUUGCACAACAUUACGACGCGUGAGUUUAGUGUUUUCGUAGUUAAUACGAGAUGAACGAGAGUGAAUGAGUGAGGAAGAAAUGAAAAAAGUUACUAAUAUUGGUUAUAAGCCAGAGUAUGCGCGCGCGUGUGUGUACCGUAAAAAAGAAACUUUAUAUUAUCUCCUUGCGUACGCGUGCGUGCGUGGCUGGGGGUGUGUGUAUGUGCGUGUGCGUGUGUGCGUGCGUGCGUGCGUUAAAGGCGAUCUAGUAAAAAAUGGUACGCAAGAUAUAAUAAGCCAUCGAUGUUAUUCGUACAAAAUGUCUGAAUGAAAGAGGAAGAAAAAGAGAGGAGAAUUGUAAAUUUUUUACUAAAGAUACAUACAAAUGACAGGUUAAAAUUAGAACGUAGAUGAAAAAAGAUAGAAACGUUAAAAAAUAAUUAAACGCGAUAGUUAUUUGAAUCUCCUCCGAAAAAAUCGAUACGUCAUUUAAUCUACGUAUCCGCACGUUUUCCUUUUUAGAGAGGGAGAGGGUGUCCGAUAUUUCGUCUAUUUCAUCGUCGUCCCAUGCGAAAUCGUAUCGUUAGGAUUAAGUCUAUGGAUAUAAAUCAUUAGUUUAUCGAAAUUUCAUUGUGAAAGAGAGAAAGAGAGAGAGAGAGAGAGAGAGAGAGAGAAAAUAAUUGUGUUACGCGUGUCCUAACUAAAUAUUUUUCACGAGCAUUUUACUGCGAAUUAGUCGAUUGGCGCGACAUUAAGGAAAAUUAAAGAAAAAGUAAAAAAAAAAAAAGAAAAAAAAAGAAAAAAAAAUACACGAGAAC